AUGGACUCACUCGGCUCGUGGCUGGCGUGCGAAUACUACUGGCCUGACAAUCGUCAAUACGUCGUUUUCGAGCAACGCCAGACUACGACACACUCGCAAGAGUAUCUCUCUGAUGAACAAGAAGGGUUGGAGGCCCUCGAGCAUCUGGACCCCAUCCGUGAAGCUUCCGUCCAAGUACGCCGCCACUUCGAAACGAUUGAGCGCGAAGCCGCGGAAGCAAUCCGGAACGACCUGCGCGCCGAAGCAGAGUGUCCGGUGGCCGAAGUGUUGCACGAGCGCCAGGAACUUCGCGCAUCAGGGACUGAUAUGUCGGCACGGGGAAAUCAAGACUUAGAGGACGUGCCGCUCGACCAGCUAUUCGCGGAGGUGGAGCGCCUGAGACGAUACAGAGAUGCGUUGUUGACCCAAUUGAGUUCUCUGAGAGCCACACUCGGACAUGCGAGACAUUCGGCUGUCGAAGCCAACGUUCUCUCCCCGGGCGCUUCGCUGCAAGCCGUCGAAGAGGCAGGCAAUCAACAGGAAGCCGUAACGGUGUAUCCAGUCUGGACUACGGACUUGCCAGACUUGACGCGGACAUCGUCUGCUUCCGACCAAUCUGUUCCAACGCCGAGGACGCCCGUACGUCCGGCAAGUCCCAGCUCCGUUGAGACUCAGAUUCACCAUCCGUCACCCGUACGCCCAGCGAGUCCCAGCUCCAUUGAAACCCAAAUCCACCAUCCGUCACCCGUACGCCCCGCAACUCUCAGCUCAAUAGAGACUCAAGUCCACGAGGAAACACCACGACCGUCUCCCCCGGAGCGACCAGCGGCCCCAGUCGUGCUCCCACAUGCCCAUCCUCUGCCGCGGACUCGCCGUCGACCAGGUGCGGAGGAAGAGCAAGCCGCCGCGGCGGCUGAGUACAAAAAGGAGUACAAAAAGGCCUGGGCGGCGCUGCAGCAGACGCGCCGGGAGCUUCAGGAGAUGGAGCGCAUGGCAGACUCCAUUCGGCGGCUGCAGAGUCGCCUCCCUGGGCCGAGCGGUUCCAUGCCAACACUACCUGAGGACGAAAAUACUCUACCGCUACUUGUGCCGCCGCCGCUCAAUGUAGCAGGGCCUCAUCAGAGUGGGUAUGCUGAGGAUACAAUAGAAAAUCCUGACCCAGCGCACCAGGGUCUGGUGAGGUUGCCUUACCGCCCUGCACUGUCUCGCCUUCCUGAGGACCGUGUUCCCCUACCGACCAUCCUUCCGCCGCGAAAUCUAGAUGCCCUGCUCGCGUACCGGGGGAUGCUGAUGCAGCAGGCCGCCGACGCACACCGGCUUACACAGCAGAGGGCGACGGAGCAGGCUGUUGUCACGCAUCAGCUUAAGCGCCAGAUGGAGCUCCAGUCUGCAGAUGCUGCACAACAACCUGCGACCCGGCCAGCCGCCACCGCGGAGGAGAUCGCAGCGUUCCAGCGAGGAGUCGAACACGAAUGGGCACAUCGGGUUGCUCUCGACCUGCAUGAAGCGUACGCACGGCAGGUAGGGCACGCCCAAGCAGCGGAGGAACUAUGGUAUCGAGAAGCCCGCACCCACCUCACUCUCCAGCGCGGCACUCUCCCCGGCACAGCCGAGUGGUGGGUCCACGCUGCGCACGAGUCCAUACGUGUUGCAUCCUUCGCCUGGACGCGAGCGGGCGUGCUCGAGAUGUAUCGCUGGCAAGCCGCGCCGCCGGAGUCUGUGCGACAUAUUUUCACUGUGUCCGUUCAUGAGUGGCUGUCGUUUGGCCUCGAUUUGCGGCGGCUGGACACUCUGGUGGCAUUCGAGAUUGAGGCUGCGAUAGACCGCGGGUAUAUUUCGGAGGAGUUUGCUGAGGAGUGCUGGGGUCAGUGGGUGGGGAGCGGGGAGGAGAGGAUGGAGACGGGGAUGGGUCCCCUUGAUGGGGAUUCUGAUGAUGGCUGUUGA
This is a messenger RNA of Neohortaea acidophila, 1923 nucleotides long. RefSeq lists its product as uncharacterized. The record is from RefSeq and is a predicted model, not a curated record. NCBI's taxonomy places the organism in Eukaryota, Fungi, Ascomycota, Dothideomycetes, Mycosphaerellales, Teratosphaeriaceae. The transcript is spliced from 2 exons. The coding region runs from base 1 to 1923 and encodes 640 amino acids.